Molecule: messenger RNA, 1155 nt
Organism: Musa acuminata subsp. malaccensis (wild Malaysian banana)
Lineage: Eukaryota; Viridiplantae; Streptophyta; Magnoliopsida; Zingiberales; Musaceae
Source: RefSeq, a predicted model, not a curated record
AUAUUAUAAAUCCAGCGCGUGAUCUAAAAAUUUGCUAUAAUCACAAAGCGUCGACGUUGCCGCGCACGGCGAACUUGGCGAACGGAACGACUCCGGCCUUCUCUUGGCUCCCCUGCCGCAUCCCUCGCUCUAAGUCCACCACCAACGUCGCACCCGCGUCCGAUGCCGCGUUCAGCUACCCCUCCAAGGAUAAUCGCGAGUUUUGGGGGGCUCAUCUUCGCUCCUCCGCCGCCGUCAUCAUCAGCCCAUACGACGAGAACCGCGGGUGUGGAAACCGUCCUCUCCGCUGGGCGGCCGCUACCGCUGUUUCCGGUCCACCUCCAAGAUCCGUCCCGCCAACGCGCCUUCAAGGAGAACCGCGAGGACCACCCCACCCCUUUGAGGAAUCCGGAAAUCCCCGCGCAAACGCCUCCGCGGUCAUCCACCGCCCCACCGGCCACGGGGAGAGGAUCGAAAGAUGGCGGGACAUCGGCGUGGGUGCGAUCCCCAGGCCGAUCGCCUCCGCCCUCCGCAUCCUCCUCCGGCGCAAGAAAGGCCAGCUACGGAUUCUUGGAGGGUUCGCUUCGAUGCAGGACGGAGCCCUCUUCGGGGGAAGAAGAGAAGCACCAGCUAAGGAUGCUGAAUUCGUGGUUGCUACUGUGGCGGUUCACCAACGUCCGGGGCGUGGCGGACGCACAGGUUCAACUGCUAUGGCAAUGGGAACCGCAUGCCAAGAGACACUUUGAAGCCGUGGCCACAUUAGGGAGGUUUCUGGGAGCUGUCUAUCUCUUGCUUCCCUUGGUUGAAGGAGCCAAGUUCAUCGAUAUAUGUGAGCUGCAUUGAACAUCAUGAAAGGCAUUGCGGAUAUAGAUGGGAAGCUCUACUCCAUGAUAAAAGCAAAUAAUGAGAGAGAGCUCAUUCCAUAAGCAUGAAAUCUGAUCUCCAAAGCCAUGGCAUUAACAAAACGAAGCAGCCUGUGUAUGAAUUGGUAUGCACUCCCUGGGUCUCCAUGAUUUCCUGGAAUUUUAGUGCUCCUCUCUGCUUCAUUUAUAAUCUUGAGAAUGUUCUGUGAUUGCCCCUUUUAUCCAAAUGAUAUAAAAAUAAAAACUUAGUAACUUGUUGUCUGAUACAUGUAGCUGCUUGAUCUCCAAUAUAGUAUGUUCUUACUGGAAAGAA